AUGAAUACAGACGUUGCUGCUGCACAGGCCCAAAGUAAGAUAGAUUUAACGAAGCAGAAGAAUGAGGAAGUAAAUAGAAAGUCGUUAGAGGAAGACGAUGAAUUUGAGGAUUUUCCUAUUGACACAUGGGCUAAUGGUGAAACAAUAAAAAGCAAUACUGCAACGCAAACAAAAAUAUGGGAAGAAAACUGGGAUGAUGUUGAAGUCGACGACGAUUUCACUAAUGACCUAAAGGCAGAAUUAGAUAGAUACAAACAAGAAAAUCAGUGA
This is a messenger RNA of Saccharomyces mikatae IFO 1815, 270 nucleotides long. RefSeq names its product proteasome regulatory particle lid subunit SEM1 (gene SEM1). The record is from RefSeq and is a predicted model, not a curated record. Gene Ontology annotation, biological process: proteasome assembly; double-strand break repair via homologous recombination; mRNA export from nucleus. The transcript has a single exon. Lineage: Eukaryota; Fungi; Ascomycota; Saccharomycetes; Saccharomycetales; Saccharomycetaceae. Bases 1 to 270 code for a protein of 89 amino acids. Gene Ontology annotation, cellular component: proteasome regulatory particle, lid subcomplex; proteasome complex.